AUGAGCAAUGGUGUCUCACUUCAGUUAGAAGUUGAUGAUGAGGCAGAGUCUAUUGAUGCUGUAAUAUAUGUCUCAUCUCUUUCUCUCAAUGUAAAUUUGUUUUUGACAGUUGAUUAUCAUGGGACAGAGUCUAUUGAUGCUGUAAUGUAUGUCUCAUCUCUUUCUCUCAAUGUAAAUUUGUUUUUGACAGUUGAUUAUGGAACAGAGUCUAUAGCUGAUGAUGAGUCUGUUGAUGAAGAUUCCAGCAGUGACCUUGACCCUGAAGAUGAAGUGGAAAUGGAUAUAAAACAGGAACUAAACUCUGAGGAUUACACCCCGCAAAACUCUGAAUCCACCACUCAUUCCGAGAGCAGCACAAUCCAUACUACAGCCAGAAAAUCUGAUGAGUCAGGGGGAGAUAAUCCUUCCUACAUGAUUACAGAAGUAAAACAAGAACCUGUAGAGUCAGGGGGAGAUAAUCCCUCCCACAUGAUUACAGAAGUAAAACAAGAACCUGUAGAGUCAAGGGGAGAUAAUCCCUCCCACAUGAUUACAGAAGUAAAACAAGAACUUGUAGAGUCAGGGGGAGAUAAUCCCUCCUACAUGAUUACAGAAGUAAAACAAGAACCUGUUGAGUCAGGGGGAGAUAAUCCCUCCCACAUGAUUACAGAAGUAAAACAAGAACCUGUAGAGUCAGGGGGAGAUAAUCCCUCCUACAUGAUUACAGAAGUAAAACAAGAACCUGUUGAGUCAGGGGGAGAUAAUCCCUCCCACAUGAUUACAGAAGUAAAACAAGAAUCUGUUGAGUCAGGGGGAGAUAAUCCCUCCCACAUGAUUACAGAAGUAAAACAGGAAUCUGUUGAUAAUUACUCUGAUUCCCUGGAUUCUGUGUUACCAAGUGACACAAGGGAGAUAAACAGGGAGGAACUAGAAACAAUAAAGACAGAACUAGACAGCACACCUGAGAGCAACAGCAGUGGACCGAAGACUUCAAGUGACCUUUGUGUACCCCAUAGCUUAGAAUCAAUACUCAUUGUUAAGAGGAAUGACAACAGCUUAGUAAUGAUGAACUAUAAUAAUUGCAUAGGUCCUGGAGACACCACACCGAAAAGGGAUAUUGAAAUGUAUCCAAGUGAUGAUGAUGAUGAUAAGUCAUACGUUCCAGAUUCCGAAGCCUAUGAUUCUAGCUCUUCAGACUCUGUUCUGUACCCAGAGAAUGAGGAAUUUGUCAAAUGUAAAAAGCCUUCAUUAAGGAGUAAAAAGAAACUUAAACUAGAGGUGUCCAAGGGGAGGAGCCAUUUUACAAAUGGUUCCAAGUCAGUAGUUCAUUCCAAGGAAAGUGUGCAGAUAAAUGAAGAAUUGCCAAGUGAAGGCCAAUCUAAGGACAGUGUUCAAAUAAAUGAAAAAACAUCAAGUGAAGUAAUUCAUCUGCAUCUCAAAGCAUUGCCAAAGCCUGGGUGCAAAAAAAGAUAUGACAAGAUUAACUUCUGUACUUUCUGCGGUAAGGAAAUACAUUCUAAAAUAUCCAGACAUUUGCUUAGCCAUAAGAAUGAACUGAAAAUAAUGGAAAUUCAGAUGCUGCCAAAAAAGUCAGAGAAGAGAGGAAUGCUGUUCCUGGAAUUGAUCAAUGAGGGAAACUAUAAACAUAAUAUCGAAGUUUUGAAAAACGGUGGUCUUUUUAUAACAGCAAGACGAGAAAGUCCAGAUUCAUCAAAUCAUUCACCUGAUGAAUAUCUCCCUUGUGAGUUUUGUAAGGGUUUCUUCCUGAAGAAUUUAUUGUGGCACCAUGCCAAAAUUUGCAAAUUAGCCUCGGUUAAAAACAAUGAAGAUGGUGAUGAGGAUGAAAAGUUGGGAAAGUCUUUUGUUAGGAAAGGAAGAACAUUACUAUAUGGUUCACUGUUUGAUGAAAAUGAAAGUAAUGUUAUGCAUUUGUUAGAGAGAAUGAAUGAUGGAGAAGAAAAAGAAAUCAUUAAGAAGGAUCUUAUAAUUAAAAACUUUGCUUCAAUUCAAGUUCAAGCUUUGGGAGAAGGAAGAAUUCAGAAAAAAAAUGACAUGCAUAGAGUGAGUUCAAAUUGCAGAAUCCUUGCACGUUUAGUAAUUAUGGCCCGUAAAGACAUACCACUACCAUCAUUGAAUAAGCUACUGUCCCCAGAUCAUUUUGAUAAAAUUGUGAAGUAUGCAAAUGACCUGUCCUCUGAGGUGCCAUCUCUUGGCCCAAGAGUGGGCCAUCUUAUAGGUCAUUGUGUAAUGGUAAAGAAUGGCUAUGCAGUAAGGAAAAAUGACGAGACAAUGUUGGAUACAUCAAAAAACUUCAAGCAUCUCUUCGAUUCUGAAUGGGGUUUUAGAGUCAAUGCACCGUCAAGGAAAAGAAACAGAGUGGCCAAUUUAAACAACCCUUCCAAGAUACCUAACACAAGCGACUUGGUAAAAUUCAGGGAUUUCCUCAUCUUCGAAAUGAACGAAUCUGAGCAAAUUUUGGAAAGUAAUCAAGAUCAAUUACAUUUAGCAUGGAAUCGGCUUGCCAAGGCCACAAUGUGCCGUUUGAUACUAUUCAACAAACGGAGGGCUGCAGAAGUGGAAGAUUUACCUGUGGAGUACUUUCAGAAACAUCCAAAAUGGACUUCAACUGAGGAAUUUGAAGAGUCUCUGACAGAUAUGGAAAAAACUUUGCAAAAAGGAUGGAUUUAG
Saccostrea echinata is the source of this 2667-nucleotide messenger RNA. RefSeq lists its product as uncharacterized. The transcript is spliced from 7 exons. The record is from RefSeq and is a predicted model, not a curated record. Lineage: Eukaryota; Metazoa; Mollusca; Bivalvia; Ostreida; Ostreidae. The coding region runs from base 1 to 2667 and encodes 888 amino acids.